AUGAAUCAUCAAGGGUUUUUUGGAACUGCAAUUAAACGUAAUUCUAAACACUUGUAAAUGAAAAAGGUAGAGUAGAGUUUCAAUAAUAAGUUAUUUGCAAAUGAAAAUUUAAGAAAAAUUUAAUUGCCAGAAUAACUUACUUAUCAAUAUUGUUUCCAAUUAGAUCAAGGAGUACAUGGUAUAAAACUUCAAUACAAAUCUCCCUCAAAAUAAUUUAAAGAAUCCAAAAAUUUUAAACAAAACAUUGAAAAUACUGAAACAUUAAAGUUUUCUUACAAUCAACAAUUCUUAGUAAAUGAUUUAUCUCCCUUGAUCAAACUAAAAAGAUGUUAACCAGAUCGAGUUAUUUAGAAUCAAAAGAAUCUAGCAUUUGAUUUAUAGUCUUUUGACUUCUUAACUACUAAAAGAGUAAGAGCAUAAUCAAUUGUUGAAGAAAGAGGCUUCUCUCCAGAUUAUAAAAAGAAAAGACCUUAGCUUAACUCAAUUAUUUAUAGACAUCUUCACAGCGAUUCUUAUAGAUAAUAAGAAAAUUAAUCCGAAAAUUACUGA
Messenger RNA from Paramecium sonneborni, 549 nucleotides. NCBI's taxonomy places the organism in Eukaryota, Ciliophora, Oligohymenophorea, Peniculida, Parameciidae. The record is from the annotation of a GenBank genome assembly.